UCCUGGACCAAACAGCAUCUGAUGCUACCGCGAAGAGGGCCAAAUUUAGCCGCGACCCCCACUCUUAUGCUGGGACGUUGUGUACAGUCUAUGGUCCACAUCUCAGGACACGAAUAACUUCUUGGCCCCGACGGUCCGCUCCUUCUGAACGUUCUGCUAGGCCUAGACGGGUUUGGCGAAGACGAUAGCGGAGCAGCACGCAAGGACUACAGUGGGGGUAGUUAGCUUGAAUAGCUAGAAACUAUACCUAGGUAAAGGCAUUACCAUUGGUAUGAAAUGUGGUGAUGGCUGUGGUCCAACCUUUGCUUGUGUAGCUAGCUGUGUUGAUUCAUUCUUUACCCCAACUUGGAGGUAACGUGAUUCAUUUAACAUAAUUAUAUUAAAACAUACGUGUCUUACUAGCUAAUUAUUUGUUACCAUAAUGUUAGCUUGCUAGCCAGUUUAUUGCUAACGUUAGCUAUUGCCUCCUGUGACUGCCAAUAACUAACUAGUCAUAGCUAGCUUAUCCAGCCAUCUAACGUUAGUUCUAACUAGGUGUUUUAGACCAGACUACAGACAGGUUAGCUUGGCUAACUAGCCACCUCAUUGUCACCCCUGUUGAUUCGAUAGAUACACAGGCUAGUUUGAGAGCUAAUUAACUAGGCAGGCCUGGGGCUUUUUGGAUCUGCCAACUGCAUUCAGUUACUCUUCUAGCGACAAAGCAAGUUGUGAUCAAGAGACUCAACGCUGGUAUCUAGCAAGUUAUUCUCUAAAAGAAAACAUGGCACCCAAAAAAAGACCGGUGCGCCUUAACAUCACACCCACCGGCGGUGAGGGAGUAUUGUCCACCUCCACGACCAUCGCAGCUGCCUCUGAGUAAGUGUAACUCCUUAGCCAGCUGGCUACAGUUAAACUGAAAUUCAAGUCAACCUUUACUUUAAAUCUUAAAACCAUGAGCUAAUGUGAGAAUUCUCCCUCCUCCUUCGCUCUCAGCGCUAACCUAGAGGCCCUACAGAAGAAGUUGGAGGAGUUGGAUCUGGACGAGCAGCAGAAGAAGCGCCUGGAGAAUUUCCUUACCCAGAAGGCUAAGGUGGGCGAGCUGAAAGACGAUGACUUCCACCGCAUUUGUGAGUUGGGUGUCGGCAACGGAGGCGUGGUCAACAAGGUGUGCCACAAACCCUCAGGCCUAGUCAUGGCCAGAAAGGUGAGCGGUGUGAAUGCUGUUGCCAGUCUGAAAGCAACCUCAUGACCCAUUUUUUAGAUCAGGAAGGAUCAGGUGGGUGUUAGCCGAUUGAUGUUAAAUCUGUCGAUGUGCCCUUGAGCAAGGCUCCAGGGGCGCCUUAUGACUAUGGCUGACUCUGUAAAACAAAACAUUUCGCUGCACCUAUCCAGUGUAUGUGACAAUAUAAUAUGUUAUUUUAUUGUAAUAUUUGUUUAUUGUUAUUUGAUUUGUAUGGUUUUGUUUAUUAUGUGUAUAUUGUGUGUGCCAGGGGUAUGUAUUUUUUUUUAUUUUUGGGGGGGGGGGUUAAAAAAUGAUCAAUUAUACAGUGUUUUUAUUGAUUGUAUUGCCUUUGGAUGUGAUCCAGUAUUAACAAUUGUUCACAACAAAAGACUAGGCACAUAUUUCUGUAAUGCUAACAAAACAAUUAAGACGUCCAUUUUGAACCAGCAAAACCAGCAAUUAGUGAUGAGACAAAAACGUAUUGAUUUUUGGUGUGUAUGUAUUGCAUUCAUCCUCUCUCCUUAGCUGAUCCAUCUGGAGAUCAAGCCAGCCAUCAGGAACCAGAUCAUCAGAGAGCUACAGGUGCCGCUUUUGUUAUUUAACUUAACAUUAUCAACAACUUAAUAAUAUAAUGUUUAAACCAAAUAAAUUCUUAAACAUGAGAAUUCCUUAUGUGUUUAUAAACCUCGCUCUCUAUGUCUCCCUCAGUUGCUACAUGAGUGUAAUUCUCCCUACAUCGUUAGUUUCUACGGGUCCUUCUACAGCGACGGAGAGAUCAGCAUCUGCAUGGAACACAUGGUAAAGGAAGGGGGAGAGAAUGGGGGGAUGGAGUGGGGUGAGAGAGGGUGUCUUUCAAGAGCAAGUUAAAUCAUUUUGGGGAUUGAGAUAGUGAGGUUGCAAUGCAGGUAGACUCUGACCUUGUUCUACUGUGAAGUGUUUGUGUGAGGUGGCUCUCCUCUCUCCCUGCAGGACGGGGGCUCUCUGGACCAGGUGCUGAAGGAGGCCAGGAGGAUCCCUGAGGAGAUCCUGGGGAAAGUCAGCAUCGCUGUGAGUAUCAACAAACUAGGGGUGUACCAAGUAGUCAGACAAAACAAGUAUCAUAACAGAUAUGGGCAAUUUUCUGGAUGUGAUUAUGAUCAGAGUAUUUUUUUGUUAUUAUCCGUGAUGGUGGGGAAAAAGUCAUUUUCGGGUGCCAGCAUAUUUCUCAUGUCAGUCAGUCGUGCAAGGUUCUACAUGGUCUAAAUAACUCAACUGGCUAGUUUGCAUGUCUGUCGUAGCCGGCCGCGACCGGGAGACCCAUGCGACGGCGCACAAUUGGCCCAGCGUUGUCCAGGGUAGGGGAGGGAAUGGCCGGCAGGGAUGUAGCUCAGUUGGUAGAGCAUGGCGUUUGCAACGCCAGGGUUGUGGGUUCGUUUCCCACGGGGGGCCAGUAUGAAAAAAAUAUAUUUAAAAAAUAAUGAAUGCACUCACUAACUGUAAGUCGCUCUGGAUAAGAGCGUCUGCUAAAUGACUAUAAUGUAAAUGUAAAGAGAAGGGCAGGCUUUAUGUUGACCCUGCUGCUCUGAUUGGAUAGAGUGAAGCUGUAUUUCUCUGUUCACUCGCUUCAUAAUUUCACCCGAUCAGUUUUCCUCCAUGUUUUCAGUCAGAUCAGUUAGAUUGUUGCUGCCUGCUACUAUGAUAAAUUACAUGGCGAGGACGUUUGCUGUCAAGAUAUCAAUUUGCAUAAUGUCUAACAAGUGGGUAGAGAAAAAAUAUGAAAUGCUGAUGCGCAUUCUGACUGAAUGACAGCUAACUUGGCUGCCCGCUUCAAAUUGAGGAAACAGACACACACCCCUCCGCGUGCUGCUCCUAAUCGGCAGCUUUUUUUGCAGUGAGAAUGUGCAGGGAGGUAUUUUGCCAACAUCUAUUUAGGCAAAUUAAAACACUUCUGUUUUUUUCAAUCACGAGUAUCAUCCGAUCCAACUGGCAACUUAGGAAUACAAUUAGGAAUACGAGUAUGGCCAUGUCAGCACACCCCUACAACAAACCAUAGCUAGCUACAUAUGAAGAUAGUAAUGCAUGUCUAUUGUUUCCCAAAGGAUAGAUAUAAUAUUUGACAAUUCCAAGUGUGCUCUUGAAACUGGGCAAAAACUGCAACAUUUUCACGUCUUCUUCACAGGUUCUAAGAGGGUUAGCGUAUCUACGAGAGAAACACCAGAUCAUGCACAGAGGUACACAUUGAUGCUAUGCAUUUGAAUUUACGUACAGUGCAUAGGUAGAUACAUUUUCCUCUGUGUUUGUCUGCGCCUGUGUAUUUUUUUGCAAUUUGCCUGCCCAGUCUAACGGUCCCUCCUUCCUGUCCCCCAGACGUAAAGCCCUCCAAUAUCCUGGUGAACUCUCGUGGGGAGAUCAAGUUGUGUGACUUCGGGGUGAGCGGCCAGCUAAUAGACUCCAUGGCCAACUCCUUUGUGGGAACACGUUCCUACAUGUCGGUGCGUACCCCUGAUUCUGUUUGCGUGUGUGUUUGUGUGAGAGAGUACACGUGCCUGUGCUUGCAUGCUUGUGUGUAUGUAAACCAUCUAUCUCUGUGUCUCUAACCAACAGCCGGAGAGAUUGCAGGGCACCCACUACUCUGUCCAGUCUGAUGUGUGGAGCAUGGGUCUGUCUCUGGUUGAGCUUUCCAUCGGUCGGUACCCCAUCCCCCCUCCGGACGCCAAAGAGCUGGAGGCCAUCUUUGGCCGGCCCAUCACGGACGGGACCGAGGGAGAAAUGCACAGCAGCACCUCUCCCCGACCCAGACCCCCCGGGGGCAGACCUGCCAGCGGUCAGAACAUACACCAGACCCACACACACACACACAGCCUCUUUCGCAGAUCGAGAUAAUUUACAUAUUUGUACUGAUGACCUCAAUAAUGUUUUACUGUUAUUCAGGCCACGGUCCUGCAAUGGCCAUCUUUGAGCUGCUGGACUACAUCGUCAACGAGGUAAACACUGCUCAGGAUACCCCCUCAUUGCCAUAGAUAGAUCGAAGAAUGCAAAUGAUUGUCACGGAACGGAAGCUAGAAUAGAAUAUGACCAAACUCUACUGUUAUCCAUGGCAUGGUGUAUAAAUGUGCU
This is a messenger RNA of Coregonus sp. 'balchen', 4297 nucleotides long. NCBI's taxonomy places the organism in Eukaryota, Metazoa, Chordata, Actinopteri, Salmoniformes, Salmonidae. The record is from the annotation of a GenBank genome assembly.